UUUACCUCUCCCUUCCAUAAUCUUUCUCGACAAAUGAUAGGAUUUGACCUCUCCUACUUUCCCUAUCCAUCCACCUACUUUUCCCCGACCAAGCAUCGUGUUAGGGUAGUUUUGUCUUCCCCUCCAAUUCCAAUGAUUUUUCGAACCUUCUUCCUCCAUUUCACCCCUUUUUCACUUCUUUCUCUCCAUUUCUCUCUCUUCAUGCCACGGAAAUGAUUUCCCUCCCAUGGAACAGGUUGUUGAAAACACUUGCUAAUUAGGGUUUCGGUCUCUGUGAGUUCUAAGCGAGCUUUCCAGGGUUUGACGGAGCUGCGCUGGGUGUUUUCUACAUGGCGGCAGCCAAUCCACAACCUCUGCAAGCCCGACCAUUUGAGGACCACAUGCGGGGUCCUAUACCUGUAGACGACGGCGACGACGAUGAGGAGUAUGAAGAUGGUGGUGGUAAUGAUGGCGAUGAUGCCAUGGACGACUUGGGAGAGACUCAUAUGAAUUCGGUCAGCGUUGCCAACCAUGGAGGUGUGGUUAUGGCGUCCAGGACCAGUGAGCUCACUCUUUCUUUCGAAGGCGAGGUGUAUGUUUUUCCUGCUGUUACGCCCGAAAAAGUGCAAGCAGUGCUCUUGCUACUUGGGGGGCGUGAUGUACCCACUGGUGUACCUACUGUCGAUGUGCCUUACAAUCAAAAUAACAGGGGUGUAAUUGUAGGUGACGCUCCAAAGCGUUCAAAUCUUUCACGAAGAAUAGCCUCCCUUGUUAGGUUCCGUGAAAAGCGGAAGGAGAGAUGUUUCGACAAGAAAAUUAGGUACACUGUACGUAAAGAGGUUGCACAGAGGAUGCACCGGAAGAAUGGGCAAUUUGCAUCAUUAAAAGAAAGUUCUGGAACUUCGGGCUGGGACUCGUCACAAAGUGGUCCUCAAGAUGGCACUAAUCGUCCAGAAACUGUUUUGCGGAGAUGUCAACACUGUGGUGUUAGUGAGCAUAAUACGCCUGCAAUGCGUCGUGGGCCUGCUGGUCCUAGAACGUUAUGUAAUGCAUGUGGUCUUAUGUGGGCAAAUAAGGGAACACUGAGAGAUCUCAGUAAGGGAGGAAGAAACCUUUGUACAGAUCUCAUAGAACCUGAAACACCACUUGAUGUCAAGCCUUUGGUUGCGGAAGGAGAAUUUUCAGGCAAUCAGGAUGAGCAUGGGACUUCUGCUGAAGAUGCUUCUAAGAUGGUUAUUGAAGGUUCCAAUGAUCCUUAUGUCAACCCUUGUGAGGAUUUACACGGAGCCACUGAAGUUCUUGUAAAUACUUUGCCCAUUGGAAUCAUGCAUUCUUCGGUCAGCGAUGAUGAUCAGGAGCCUCUGGACGAGCUUGCUAAUCCUUCAGAUAGGGACAUAGACAUCCCGACUGACUUUGAUUAGAAGGUGAUGAUUGUUCUUUCAGAAUGAUGUCAGAAGAUCUGGAUAGUUGUCGGCGAUAACAUUUAGCAUAUCUCUCAUGUUAUUAUUGUGCAGCUUACAUGUCAUAGUUAACAGUCAUUACAGGGACAAUUUAGGGAUUGAGUUGGCUUAACUACAGUUAUAUCUGGUUCAUGUUCAACUUAAGCGAUCUUUAUCACUCAAUGAUACGCCUACUUCUAGCUGGCAUUAGAAUAUGUGGGGGUAUGUAUGGAUGGUAAAGCAUCCUGGGUGUCCAUUUUGUAUGUGUAAGUUUGGUGGAGAUGUAUCGUCUGCUUACCUUAUCAUUUUUUAAAAUGUAAUUUUUUUAGGGCU
This is a messenger RNA of Humulus lupulus (European hop), 1751 nucleotides long. RefSeq names its product GATA transcription factor 24-like. The record is from RefSeq and is a predicted model, not a curated record. The transcript has 10 exons. Lineage: Eukaryota; Viridiplantae; Streptophyta; Magnoliopsida; Rosales; Cannabaceae. Bases 330 to 1400 code for a protein of 356 amino acids. Gene Ontology annotation, biological process: regulation of DNA-templated transcription. Gene Ontology annotation, molecular function: zinc ion binding; sequence-specific DNA binding; protein binding.